Molecule: messenger RNA, 4348 nt
Organism: Heterotrigona itama
Lineage: Eukaryota; Metazoa; Arthropoda; Insecta; Hymenoptera; Apidae
Source: the annotation of a GenBank genome assembly
AUGGCAAUGAUAUGGCAAGUAGAAAUAUUAUUUGAACUUGACCUUAAUUCGUGGAAUAAUUAUCUUAACAUUUGUAUUUGUCCAGGAAAAAUCCUGGAGAGUUCAGUUAGAUAUUAUCACCUAGAAAAAUAAGAUCUUGUUCAAAAUGUUUAUUAAUUACUUGGGAACAUGUGGCUCAUGUUCAGCUGAAAAUAAAAUAGAAUACAUAGAGAAACAAUAUAGUCUGACCACUUCGAACGAUAUAAAUUGUAAAUUCAUUUGUAAAUGCAUUUUGUGAUGUUUCCUAAUAUCAUACAAGCAAAAAACCUAAUUAUUAUAUACUAAACUUUAUAUACUAAAAAUUAAUAUAUACUAAACAAAACUUGUAAAAAAUUUAGUUUUUAAAAGUUUAAUUCCAUUUCAUUUGCAUGUACGAAAAACAUGUUAUUGAUACCGGCACGAAUAAAAAUAAGAAAUAACAUAAAGUUAUAUUAGUUCAAAAUAAAUUGUUUUAACCGAUCGAUUGACAAAUUUGAAAUUGAAAUAAUUUGACGCAAUGAAUGUGACUAGUAGUGUAAUUGUCACAUGACCGUGAGUGGCAACACUGGCAUCGAAAUUUCCUAGAUAUUUCCUUCUGCGCUAGUGCAAAAUGAGAGAAAUCAGCAAUUUCAUAAUUAUCAUUAAAUCUUCGAUAAGCAACAAGAGGGAAAAAGUGUAAAAAAUAAUAUAUAUAAUAUAAAUAUAAAUAAAAUAAAUAUAUAUAUAUAUUUACUUUAGUAUUAUAGUCAUAUUAUUAAUGUAAGUCUUCUUAUCCUUACAACACAUCAGAAAACUCUUACAAAUAAACACUAACUUGAGAUGGUGGCAACGCUCAGACCAAAUCUCCCGUUAAAGAUUUUUCCAGUAAAAUGACCAUUAUAUAACCAUUAACAUGUGUACUUAUUAUUAACUUAUUAACAUAUAAACAUUAUUAUAUAUAUUGUAAUAGCGGUCAAUCCCUACUCCAGAUACUGGAAGGAAGUUUUAGUAUCGGGAUCUGGACUACCUUUCUCUUAUAAUUAAUCACAAGAUAAGAUGCUUAACUUGAGAUCAAAAGCGAUGCUUCAACUAUUGUUACAAUUGCAUAUUGAAUUUCUAUUUGAAUUUAAAUUCGAAACUGUAGUUUUAAAACUUUGACGUUGGAAGUUGAAAUUUUGAAUUCGAACAACGCGCGCUAGACCUCACAAGAAGACAAGAAGACGUCAUAAUAUAUUGAUCAUGUAUUUUGAGUCUGUUGUAGCGUUGUGCGAUUGUUUUGCUAACAUAACCUCGAACGUGAGGCAACUAAUGAUAACCACGUGUGCAACAUUUUCUUCUUGAGGGUGUAAUUAUAAUUGAAAUUGUGAAGAACAAAUUAUACAAGAUAAAAUCAAGAACAUGAGGAAAGACCAAGCAAAGACGAAACGAAAAUUUGUCAAAGAAAAUAUAAUCGCACAAGAUAAAAUCAAGAACAUGAGGAAAGACGAAGCAAAGACGAAAAGAAAAUCUGUCAAAGAAAAUUGGGAAAAUGACAUUAAUGAUGUUAGUAAUGAGAAUAACAAUGGAAAGCCAAGAUUAUCUGAAUGCGGAUUUUUCUGGGAUAACAACUGCGAUUCAAGUCUUAAGAACAAAGAAUCAUCUAGUAGUAGCGAAGAUGAAAUGGAAGAGAAACCAAAGCCAAAAAGAAAGAAAUUGAGUGCUAUUGAACGUCGAGAACAAGAGAGACAAAAAGAACGUGAAAUUCGGCAACGAGAGGAAGCAUUAGCCAGUAAUCAAUUACCAAAUUCUGUGGAUCAGUUUGAUAGAUUAGUUCUGGCUAGUCCAGACAGUUCAAUAAUAUGGUUACAGUAUAUGGCAUACCAUUUGCAGUCAACUGAAAUUGAGAAGGCAAGAGCAGUUGCAAAAAGAGCAACAAAAACGAUUAAUUUCAGAGAAGAGAAUGAAAGAUUAAACGUUUGGGAUGCAUGGUUGAAUUUAGAGUCUAAGUUUGGAACACCAGAGUCAUUGAAUGAUGUUUUUCAAGAGGCAGUGAGGACUAAUGAUUCAUUGAAAAUAUAUACUCAUAUGUUGACUGUUCAUCUUGAAGCUGGUAGACAGAUGGAAUUAGAGAAAAUUAUUAAUACCAUCAUUAAAAAGUUUAAGCAGAUUCCUGAAGUGUGGGUUAAUUGCGGAGAAGCAUUAUUAAAGAUAGGCUUGAAAGAUAAAUCAAGGCACAUUAUGCAGAGAGCAUUGCAAUCUUUGCCAGCAUCAGAACAUGUGAAUCUAAUAGCAAGGUUUGCAAUCAUGGAAAACAAACUUGGGGAUAAAGAAAGAGCACAAACUUUGUUCGAACAAAUUUUAAGCUCUUAUCCCAAACGAGUGGAUAUAUGGUCUUGCUAUGUUGAUUCUUUAGUUAAAUCUGACAAUAUUGAUAUAGCAAGGAAAGUCUUGGAAAGAGCUGUUGUUCAAACAUUACCGCCUAGAAAAAUGAAAACUCUAUUCAAAAAGUACAUUAAUUUCGAAGAACGGCAUGGUACUGAGGAAGAUGUCGCUCGUGUUCAACAGAUGGCCAUAGAAUAUGUUGAGAAGCAAUGUAACAAAGAUGUUUGAUCAUUUCGAGCAACAUAAAUUAAAUUAAGAGAACAAGAGCGGUAGCAACGGAUGGCAAAAACAAUUAAUUUUAGAAAGGAGAAUGAAAGUUCAGAAUGUGUGAUUGAAUUUAGAAACUAAGUUUGGAAUUCUAGAAUCAUUGAAUGAUAUUUUUCAAAAGGCGAUUAAUGAUUUACUGAAAAUACUCAUAUAUUUAUGCAGAGGCUGAUUGGCACAUGGAAUUAGAGAAAACUCAAUACCAUGAUUGGAAAGUGUAAGUUGAUUCUUGAAAUAUAAAUUAGUUGUAAAUAAAACCUUAAAAAUCGGCUCGAAAAUAAAUCAAGAAUAUGCAUAUUAUGUAGAGAACAUUGCAAUUCUCGUCAACAUCUGAAUGUAUGUGUACAAUAGAGACAAAAAAUUAUGAAAAUAUUAAUAGAAUGUAAAUUUGAAUUUAAUGGUAAGAUGCAAUUAUAGAAAACAAGUUUAUAGAAGCGAUAAAGAAAGACAGCGUAAGUUUCUACCCUAAGCGAGUGGACAUAUGGUAUUAUAUUGAUUUCUUAGUUAAAUUUAAUGACAAGAUAAAAAUAUCUUUUUAACUAUAGUUUUAAUUCAUAGAAUAAUAUAUAUUUACAUACCCCGCAGAGCUUCUGUUCAGAUAUUAUCAUUUUAAACGAAGAUUCUAUUUGAAUAGUAAUCUCAGAAACUAAGUAUGUCGCUUGUGUUUACGGUAAACGGCUGUAGAAUGGUAAGACGUAGUGAAGCAAUGUAACAAAUGACUUUGAUAGCUUCAAUUAUAAUUCAAUUAUAAAUACAUUUUGCCAUACAUUUUUUGACAUUUUGCGAGUGAAAACCUAGUUAUAAAAUUUGCAAAAAAUUCAAUUUCUUCGGAGUUUAUUUUCACUUCAUUUUCACGUACGUGAGAAUAUAUUAUCAGUACACCGAACAACGUAUAAAAAUGAGAAAUAGUUCAAAGAAAAGUUCCGAUCGAUCGACAAAGUUUGAAGUUGAAACAGUACGGCGCGGCAAGUGCGAUUGGUAGUUAUGUGUCGUCAUACAUAGUCGCGUGUGGCAGCACUGGCAUUGAAAUUUCGUUUCCCUAGGCAAACGAAACGGCAUUUUCCUUUGCGCUAGCGCAGAAUGCGGUAGCCGCGGAAGCGAUGACUGUCAACGCGGAAAUCGGCAACCUUGUAAUCGCCAUAUUGUUUGCACACACGUUGCGUUAGCGAAGUCGGUGGUGAUAAUCUCGUGGUGUCUCGAGUGUCCGAUAAGCUACGAGAGGGAAAGUGCGAAGAGAAAGGUAAAUAACUCGGCCAGGUAGCUCGUGGGCGGCUCGUACCGAAAAAAUCCGUGUCAAAGAUUCAUUCGGUGGAACGACCGUCAUGACGUGAUCAACAUACAUAUAAACUGUGUUGUAAAUCGAUCGUGUGUCUCGAGCCUCUCGAGUAGCCGUUGUGCGACUAUUUCCUCACCUCAGACACAUUGUAUCGAAAGUUCCGAGUAUUCGUCACGGUGUGACGUCACUUACAAUUCCGAGGGAUGGCCCGUGCUUUUCAGCAUCGCGACGCAUCACCUCCUCUCCCCUUUUUCUCUCCGUAAAUUUCCGCAAGGAACAGAAGCUCGAUCUCUCGCUGUCCGAUGCACGACGAUAUGAUCGCAGAUAACGCGAACGUGUUCACUACGUAACACUGACGUUUUCUAGUGAAAUCGUGUACACGUACUAUACACCUCCGGACGAAUUAAUCAAGUGAAAACUUGGUCCUCUUGUAUAAGGCUCGCACAGCCC